GCACAAGUACACAAAGACACAGAAGCGCACGGACGUGCACACGCGCCUAAACAACUACGGGGACGCCCGUUGCCCAUACUCAGGCCUUGUGGUGCUGGACGUGUGAAUGUUAGCAGUGAGCCGGGAAAAGUUAGCGAAGGCUGGGCUGUGCGGCUUCUCCUGUGCGUGCAUCUGACUCCCGUAUAGUGUGCACUUAAGGCGGGCCUGAGAGCGUGGGGCUCUGCAGGGAUCUCCUAGAUAUCCCCGCGCCCCUCCUCAGCCCCAAUGGAAUAAUCUGAGGGGGUCGCUCUCAGAAACCCAGGCCUCCAUGCUAGCCUGGAAAGUUUGGGAAACAGGAAUGGGAGGGUUAUGCUGCACGCCACCACUUAGGUGCGCGUGUUGAUUAGACGCGUCGGCUUUUGUCAGCGCGUAGGUCAGGCAGGGAUUCCUCCACUUGUCCUCUGUUUGCUGAGGAUGAGGCCCUGCCUGGGAAUUUUGUGUGACAAAGACGAUACCCUUCCUGGGGCCGUCUAUUAGGGACCUCGCCCGAGAGUCUAGUGGAAGAUGAGUAAGAGGUCGGGAGCCUACGACGUGACUUCCUGCGGCGGAGCUGGAAGGAGGAGCGCCUUGAAGGAGCUUAGCCCCCGCCUCUGCAACCCACCACCGUCUCCCCCUUUGGUUUCUCCUAGCCCCAUCUGGUUCGCAUUGCACUCCCGCCCACGGCUGGGAGGGCUGUUGGGGGAGGCGGGGGCUCUAAGGGCCCGGCCCAUAGACUCUAAGCCCCAGGGAAAGGAGGGGGGGUGGGGGCCGGGGAAAGCGAGCGGACUGGCCACAGCUGAAACUGAUGUAAAUGUGGUCAUGCUUCAGGAAUCCCAAGUUUGUGAAAAGCGUGCCAGCCAACAAUUCUGUUACACAAAUGUGCUUAUCCCAAAAUGGCAUGAUAUAUGGACACGGAUACAGAUCCGAGUAAAUAGUUCCAGAUUGGUUCGAGUCACCCAGGUGGAGAAUGAGGAGAAACUGAAGGAGCUAGAGCAGUUUAGUAUCUGGAACUUUUUUUCCUCCUUUUUAAAAGAGAAAUUGAAUGACACCUAUGUUAACGUGGGUCUAUACAGCACAAAAACCUGCCUCAAAGUUGAGAUUAUAGAGAAGGACACCAAGUACAGUGUCAUUGUGAUCCGGAGAUUUGAUCCCAAACUCUUUCUUGUUUUCCUUCUUGGACUUAUGCUAUUUUUUUGUGGAGACUUGCUGAGCAGAAGUCAAAUUUUCUACUACUCUACUGGGAUGACUGUGGGAAUUGUGGCCUCUCUGCUAAUCAUCAUUUUUAUACUAUCUAAGUUUAUGCCUAAGAAAAGUCCCAUUUACGUCAUCCUGGUGGGAGGCUGGUCUUUUUCUCUGUACCUCAUUCAACUAGUUUUUAAAAAUUUACAAGAGAUCUGGAGGUGUUACUGGCAGUAUCUUUUAAGUUAUGUCCUCACAGUUGGAUUCAUGAGUUUUGCAGUAUGUUACAAGUAUGGGCCCUUGGAGAAUGAACGAAGUAUCAACCUGCUGACCUGGACCUUGCAGCUGAUGGGCCUGUGUUUCAUGUAUUCUGGCAUCCAGAUACCACAUAUUGCCCUUGCCAUUAUCAUCAUUGCUCUUUGUACUAAGAACCUGGAACACCCUAUUCAGUGGCUGUACAUCACCUGCAGAAAGGUGUGUAAGGGAGCAGAAAAGCCUGUUCCCCCUCGUCUCCUGACAGAAGAAGAAUAUCGGAUACAAGGAGAGGUAGAAACCCGAAAGGCUUUAGAGGAGCUCCGAGAAUUUUGUAACAGUCCAGACUGCUCUGCUUGGAAGACUGUUUCUCGAAUCCAGUCUCCAAAAAGAUUUGCUGACUUUGUGGAAGGCUCUUCCCACCUCACGCCAAAUGAAGUUUCUGUCCAUGAGCAGGAGUAUGGAUUAGGGAGCAUUAUUGCCCAGGAUGAAAUCUAUGAGGAAGCAUCCUCUGAGGAGGAGGACUCAUAUUCUCGGUGUCCUGCUAUCACACAGAACAACUUUCUAACCUAGGUAGUGGUCAGUUAUCUUUACGUGGACUGGCUUGGUGCCUUGGUCCAUGUUGCAUGUGUUGUGCAAUUGCUUUCAACCCUUUGAAACAGAGUGAGAUAGAUAGGGUAGAAAUUCUCCUACUGAAAUAAGAGGCCUAAAAAGGCCUCCCUUUGGAAAUGGGAGGUCUCUAUGGGAUCCCUGAGGAAGGAGAGUGGAUAAAGUAGUGAAUGCUGGGUAGUUCACUUCCCAUUGGUUAAGCUAACAGCCCACUUUUAUGUUUCCAGAGAAAUUGGAUGGCCACAGCUAGCAUGGCAUUCUAGCUCCUUCUUGAAAGUUGAUUCAAUCAUGGCAUUUCUGUCACUGGCUGGCUCUCCAAAGUAAGAACUGUUGUUAAGUGCAGGAAUGCUUUUAGACUAUAGGCUGCAACUUCCAGAGAGAAAUCCACAAAUCUGAGCCUCCUUCACUCCAGCUUUUAUUUCAGUGACUUUAGAAUAAUUAUUGAUUUAACUGUUUUGGGAGGAAAAUAGAUUUUUAUUGUUUUGUUUUUUAAAUGAAUGUCUUUUAAAAAACAUAACAAACUCAUGUUCCAGAACCAGCAAGUGCUCCAGAGUGACACACCCCCUAGGCCCCUACAUAUUUAUUAAUAUGGAUUAUCCAUUAAAGCCCCAGGAGCUGUUGUUUUAAGCUUUGAUUUAGUUCUCAUACAUAUGAUAGAAAGUCCUAUUUGCCUUUAGGAACAUGCCUGUAGGCUCUUCUGCAGGUGAGAUGUACUGGGCUUUUUAUUAUAUUCAACUUUCAAUUCCAUCUUAAAAAACAUUUGUAUUCUUCUCUUCCCAUUCUUCCUUACCCUGCCUUUGCCCUUUCAGGAAGGGUCAGUUCCCUUACCUGUGAACUAUGUAUGUUCAGAGUAGCAUUAUUCCUGCUAGCUAGGAGAAGUCAUCUUGUUUAGGGGAUUUGGAUGCUUUUUAUACGUUCUCCAUUUUCCUGUCAUUGGGUCAUGUUAUCUUUGAGUUGCUAUGAAAUCAGGAAACUGUCUCCUUUUCCUUUCCCUUCCUUUGUCUACAUGCUCUGUCCAUUCCUUUCAGCCUUUUCUCACCACCCAUACUCCCCCAAAUCUGGGUAAUUUUUAAGCCUUGAAACUAUGUAGUUUCUUGAUACACAAUUUGUAGUUAUGCAGCAGCCACAAUUUGCAUUGCCAGGAAAUAGGCUCCAGGUUAUCUUCAUGCCUCUGGGUGCUCAUUCAGCUGUCAAGUUUCCAUGAACUUACACUUAUUUAUGAUUGCGUUUCUGACCUGAGAUGUAUGCUGCCUGUUAUUGCAGUAGCAUUAGUUUCAGAUUCUUUUGCCAUUGCAAAGUACCCCUUAUAAACCAGCAAUGUCAUCUGUGAGGAAGCAAAUUCUCAAGUGUCUGUCAUUUACUUGGUUCUUUUUCUUUGUGGUCUUCACCCUUAUACCCUGGAAAAGUCUGUAAUUACCUUAGCCAGGAAGAUAGAUGGUCAUGGCAAGCGCACAGCACCAGACUUACUGGCUCACCAAGAUGAUGGAAAAAGGCAGAUGAUUUUUUAAAAAGCCGUAAUGACUCCUUUAGACCAGCCAUUUAGCGUGGUAAUUUUGAAAGGCCUAGCUCCAUUGCAGACUUCCAAAGGGUCAGCUCUGAGACUGCCCUCCAGGUGGGCAGUUGAUUAUUUCCACCAGUGUUUUCCAGAGCCUUAAACUGUCCUAAGUGACAACUACCUCAGUUGGCAGGAAAGAGACAUAUAGUAGAAAGUGAAAAAUGAGCAGUAUUUGGGCAGAUGCUAUGGGUUACAGUUGAAGGGUAAAAGGAACUUUACAUUGGGAAACCUUUAUACCCUUGUGAAUUAUGUACAUGGUAAAAUGUUCUCUCUCUACAAAGAACUAUUAAAACUUCUGAAAUAUACUAUUUUUUACCUUAUUUAUAGAAAUUGAGACCUAGCAUAUUUAAGCAUAAGUUUAUUUUAAAAAAUAAUUCAACUCGUGCAAGUGGUCUCAGGAUUCUCUGGAGAUUUUGGUGCCUCCCCUACUUAGGGAGGUGAUAGCUUGCCUAUAAGGGUGACUUUUCCUGAUCAUGUCUUUAUUUCAAUGAGAAAGCACUGUGAAAUUGUGAAAGAUUCUCCUCUUUCUCUGUUUAAUAAACCCCCAUGAAAUAUAGUUUCCAUCUCUAGACCAGUUUUUUUUCCACCGUGUUUAGACUUGAGGUGAAUAAAAUCAAACUGUUUUUUACUCCCUAUCUGGUAGUUGGAGACCUGAGCUGUAGGCAGUGGAGAUGGCAAUUGGUUCUGCAGCCUGAGAGUUGCUCUCACACAGUGAAGGACGGUGCUGCUCUGGUGUGCUGUGUGUCCUUGCCCUGCCUGCCUGUGGCUCUGCCCAGAUGCUUCAGAUCCUCUGUGUUCCGGAGAUUGCUUGACUUCAACCUUCUUUAGGAGCUGCUCUUGUCUCCCUCUUGGCCACUUAGUUUGCUGGCUCAGUCACUACUUGAAGACCCCAUUUAAUUUUUCUCUGGCAGUUAUAGCUCUUGUGAUUUCAGUACAGUCUCAUCUCUCAGACCAAUCUCAUCAAGAAGGAUUGAAGGGAUAACUAUGAGGUAAGCUGGACAUUGGAGCCGUGUUUGCUGCCACGUCAGCGUCUUGCUGGGUGAAUGUCAAGCCAUAAAUGGGCUCCAGGGCUCUGGAUCUCAUCAGCAUUGGAAAUCUAUUGCCUCUCAUCAGUCUGACCAAAUUAUGUAGAGCAUUAAUGUAGAGACUCCCAUUAAUGGGAAUACAAGAGGCAGCUGGCAUAAAACAUUUCUUUCACUUUCCUUUCCCACUCAGAUUGCUUCAAGAGACCAACAGAACACAGGGAUCAAAAACAAGGAAAAUUUAGCAACUUCAUUACCUUCUAAUAAGUAAUUCCUGUUAGCCACUGCAUCCCACCAAAACUAGUUUAUUUUUCCCCUCAAAUUCAUGAUUUUUACGUCUGUUACAAAGGGAAUUUUGCUGAUAGCUCUUUGGGUCCCACUGUUCCAUUUUAUGCUAAUAGAUUCCAUUCUAGGGCCCAGCCGUCUCUUGACUGAUGGUGUUCCCUUUAACCCUUGGCAUGUAUAAUAGAAUUUUGGUGAAUGAAAGAACCCAAAUAGGCCAGAUAGUCCCCCCAGGCCCUGAUAUCCAUAAAAGGCUUGGGAAUGCAUUAUGUAAUUGUCCUUAGUCUUUUUGUUGUUUUAGAAAAAAAAAACAAGAUGGGCUCAGAUGGAUGCCUACGUAAAAAUGGUUCCUAGCUGUGUACUCAUAACUUUUCUUUGAAUUGAGUAGUGAAAGGAAGGAGGAGGAAAGGAAAUUAAAUGUCCUUCUAGUAUUCUCUGGACUCAAGUCUGACAUAUGAGAUAAUAACCUAUAUUGAAAUGCCAAGAAUUGUAUCUGAAACAAGAGAACAGUUUGACACAUUUAUCAUGCCUUCAUAUUACAUAUUAACUGAAACCAAUUAAUAAACAUAUGAAAUAUCCAUUGCACAAGGCAAAGGCACCUAAACCUUUUGUUUCUUUUUCUACAUAGCAGAAAUUGAUUUUUUUUUUAUUUUUUUAGGGGAACCUAUAUAAUUAUGACCCAGUGAUGUCUUUUGGUGACUUAAGCUUAUGAAUUCAGGUUACAAUUGAGUUGAUUCUAGAUGGUUACUACCUUGAAAAGGAUGUUGGUGCCUUAUGUGACACGAGCCAGAGCCUGCUGGGAAUAAACAAAGCAGAUUCAUGCCAACACCAACUCGUAGCUUUAGUGGCAGAUGGGAGUGGUCACAGACUCCCAAAAUGUGGGGCUUUGGAUUUCCACACCAUCCCACGUGUGUGUCAUCUUCCUCUUUCACACUCUUGAUGAUAAUUUGAAAAUGGUGAAAUCACCUCUGAAUUUGCCUAUAGCAUGAGCACAUUCUUAUGACAACAUAACAAAUAGUUCAUAAUGUGAAUAUUAGAAACUGUUACAGCCUGCAGUUACCAUAAUUUUCCAUGUUUGUGGAAUUGAUAUUGAAAUAGCAGGGCUAAGGAAUUACUGGCAAGUUUUAGCCUGUGGGUAAUACCUUAGGGUUAUUUAAAUAUUUGUAAUUUUAUUUAAAUGUUCAUGAAUGUUUGAAAGGAACAAAAUUAUCAGGGAUGGCUCUUUGCCAUGGGUCUUAUUUUCACCCUCUUUUCUGUAAGAAAAAAGAACAAUGUCUUAAUGUAUUUUUAAAGUUUUUGGUAUAGUUUCUAAUUCCAAUUUUAAUAAAAGUUUUAUAGAUA
Homo sapiens (human) is the source of this 6258-nucleotide messenger RNA. RefSeq names its product nuclear envelope integral membrane protein 1 (gene NEMP1). Gene Ontology annotation, cellular component: nuclear envelope; nuclear inner membrane. Gene Ontology annotation, biological process: erythrocyte enucleation; erythrocyte maturation. The transcript is spliced from 9 exons. NCBI's taxonomy places the organism in Eukaryota, Metazoa, Chordata, Mammalia, Primates, Hominidae. The coding region runs from base 544 to 2022 and encodes 492 amino acids. The record is from RefSeq and is a predicted model, not a curated record.